AUGACGCUUCAGAUCCGUGCGAAGCGGAGACAAUACGGAAUCGAACACAGCAUCAUCUGUGAUAACUCAUUUAUCACAGACGCGCGCGUGCAAAGUGGUCUCGUGAUGCGAGCUCCUGGCGAAGCCAACGAUGAUGUGGAGGCUGAGAGAUGCUGCGAGGCAGCUUCAGCAACGAACGCUGCACAGAACAGACAAAACAUGCUCGUGCUCACACGGUCAGCUGCUGCUCUCAGCCCCCUUAGCAGCAGCACCGCCACCGCCACCAGCAUCAUGGGCGGAGACGAACACGGCAGCGGCGACUUCCUCGUGCCGCCAGACCUGCAGCGAGCUCUCGCAAACAGCAUCAUGCGCCACGACUCCGUCGACGACCUGCGCAUUCUGCUCGCAUCCGGCUCCAAAGCCGACCAGCCGGUCGCCAACGGGCUGCGUCCGCUGCACUACGCCGUCUACGAGCAGUACGCCGACGCAGUUAGGCUGCUGCUCGUGCGCGGCGGCGACGUCAACACGACGGACAGCGGCGGCUACACGGCGAUGCAUCUGUGCGCCGAGCGAGGCUACGUCGCCAUGAUGCGCAUCCUCGUCGAGUUCGGCGGUCGCGUGUCGAGCGCCGAGCAUCAGCGCCCCCUAGCGGUGGAGGCGCACGCCGACGCCGACGCGUCGUUUCCGGCCAACGACAUGGAGGAGCCGCUGCGGUUGGCGAUCAAGGGAGGGCACUACGAGUGCGCCGAGUUUCUGCUGGAGCACGGAGCCGAUCCGAACGCCCGCUACUUCCUCGGGAGUGAGAUCAACAUGGUACACCCCGAGGACACGGUCUUCCUCGAGCUGCUGCUGAAAGCUGGCGCGCGCCCCGACGCGUACGACCGCAGCGGUUUAACCCCGCUCAUGAAAGCCGCCAAAUAUCGCAAGUGCCUCGCCGCCGUUCGUCUGCUGAUCGCGCACGGAGCCGACGUGAACGCGCGCGCCACCGUGCGGCAGGACUUCCGCACGGUACUGCACUACGCCGUCAUGGGAGUCAACCUGGACGCCGUGGCAACGCUCGUCGAAAAGGGAGCGCGCGUCAAAAUGGACGUCGACUACGACGGCCCGAGUCCGCUAGAUGUCGCCAUCCUCACGGACGACGUCGACGUCGUCGCGGCGCUCAUCGACGCUGGCGCCGACAUCAACUCGUUCACGUCGUCGAUCGGCACGCCGCUGCACGUCGCGCUGUCCGGCGAACUGCGCCACCAGGGGGCAAUCGUCGAACUGCUGCUGCGACGCGGCGCCGACGUCAACAUGACGCAUCGCUAUAACAACGGCGCUGCGCUGAAGAGCCCCCUGGUGGAGUACCUGAACAGCCAGAAGACGUACUCGCGGCAGGUCGUGUCUCUGCUGCUCCGCUACGGCGCGCGUGUCAUCUUCACGCAACCAGCUCUCGACCCGCGAGGUCUGCUGCGCUCCCUAGGCUCCAUAGUCGCAGACGACGGCGAAGCAGACGACGAGGAGUUACUAGAGCUGCUCGCCUACUCCUCCGAAUGCUUCGACAUCGCCUACGUGCAGCGCUCCAUGCUGCUACCUGAGGAGGUGCGCGUGCCCCUGCUGCGCAUGUGCACGCGGCCGACACCGCUGCGCCACCUGGCGCGUCUCGCCCUGCGCGAGAUGUCGCCCGACGGAGAGGAGUACGUGCAGAAGGUGCGGGCGCUGCCGUUCCCGCGCCUCUGGAUCAGGUAUCUGCUGUUCGAGUUCUGCUAG
Molecule: messenger RNA, 1728 nt
Organism: Priapulus caudatus
Lineage: Eukaryota; Metazoa; Priapulida; Priapulimorpha; Priapulimorphida; Priapulidae
Product: ankyrin-1-like
Exons: 3
Coding region: 1-1728 (575 amino acids)
Molecular function (GO): protein binding
Source: RefSeq, a predicted model, not a curated record